This is a messenger RNA of Heterobasidion irregulare TC 32-1, 758 nucleotides long. RefSeq lists its product as uncharacterized. The record is from RefSeq and is a predicted model, not a curated record. Bases 57 to 647 code for a protein of 196 amino acids. The transcript is spliced from 5 exons. Lineage: Eukaryota; Fungi; Basidiomycota; Agaricomycetes; Russulales; Bondarzewiaceae.
AUCCUCCGGAUUCACCAUACCUCUCCAAUAUCACUAUCCCGCCAUUCAUUUCGAUCAUGUUCAUUCUCGCCAAGCUCGUCACGUUUGCUGCCCUCACGUUCAGCGCGGUCACAGUCGUCUCUGCUGUGCCGUACCCCGCUGCUGCCGUGAAUGCCAAGCGUGAUACCAAUGUUCUCACUAUCCUGGCAGACUUGUCCUUGAAAUUAAAAGAGCCUGCUGUGCUACUGAGCUCCAUCGACGCGAGCAAUGCGACCGCCAGCGUUCUCUCGCCCAUCGUUGCUACCAUCACUAGCGAUGUGCACAUCGCGAUUGUCCAGCUCAAACUUCUCCCUGAUCAAAGCAAGAUUGUCACCUCGGUUGCUGUCGCGGCCCAUCUGAACCUCGUAUUUAGGACCGUUCUGGCUCCUGCGGGUAAUAUUUUGAAGAUUUCCAGCGUUGACAAGGUCAAUGUCACUGCUGCUCUAUCGCCGCUUGGCGAUAUUCUCAACACACUCCUUGAAUACGUCCUCGACCUUGUUGCCGAACUUUUGACCGAUGUCCAGUCAAUUCUGAACAAUCUGCUGGGUGGCCUCGUUGGCGCUAUCCUCGACCUUAAAUUGGCUCCCCUUAUCAAGUCGCUUAAACUCAAGGUCGCUGUGUCAGCCUGAAAGCGUGAUGAUUUCGCUUUCUUCGUUAUAUUCUUCGAAAAACUGUCUGACGUGUCUUCUGUCGAACUCUGUCUCACUCAUUUUGUUAAAAUUCUUCUUCAUUUUUGCGCU